AUGCAGAUACGCGAGACGUAUAUUCAUUAUGUGAAUAAACUUAUUGAUUUCCUUGGUCAUGUGGAACCUGGACUACAAAUUCCGUCAUUGAAAAUUCUACUUGAUUUAUUAAAAAGCGAAUCUGCGUUUCUUACCUUUUCGGCGGGAUCAUGUCAAUUCUCUAAUAACCAUUUCUUUCGCGUUGUUGAGGGUCUUUUGGAUAACGAGAAUUUUAGUGAACCACUAAAAAAUGAGUUUGUCGAAAAGUAUUGGAAUGUUUAUGAUGAUUUGAGAUUUUAUUUUCUAAAGGAUGCUGCUAAAAUUAUUAAUUUACUAUUAGACAGCGGUACAGCGAAAGAUCAAUCAGGUCCGAGUUUGAAGAAAAGAAAAAUGCAAGAAAAACCAGACAGCAAAAAGUUGAAUAGGUUGAUGGAAAAUACAUUUUCGAUUCUGGAUAAUUUGAGAACUAUGCCGACUGAUGAAUCUGAAAUUGAUGGAUUUUGGAUUGGACAUCCUGCUCCUGAUGAUAUCAAAUUACCAAUAAUUCUCCGACUACAAGAACACAAACGAGUAUUCUCUGAAUGUUGGUUAUCCUUGUUAAAAUUACCAAUGACACUUGAUUCGUACAAAAAAAUCUUAUUGAUUAUGCACAAGAAAAUCAUUCCGCAUAUGUUACAACCACCAUUGUUGAUGGACUUCUUGACAGACUCUUAUAAUGCUGGUGGCGUUGUGAGUAUAUUGGCUCUGAACGGUCUGUUUACAUUGAUUCAUGAACAUAAUUUGGAUUACCCAGAUUUUUAUAAGAAACUGUACGGACUGUUUGAUCGAAAUCUAAUGCACGUUAAAUAUCGAUCGCGUUUUUUCCGUCUUGUCGAUUUGUUUCUUGCAUCUACACAUCUUCCCAUUCAACUAAUCGCAGCAUUCAUCAAACGAAUGUCACGAUUAUCAUUGACGAGUCCACCGCACGGGAUCGUCAUUUUGAUUCCGAUGAUAUAUAAUUUGAUGAAGAGGCAUCCUGGGUGUAUGCAAUUAAUUCAUCGAAGUAAUAAUAAUCAUGAAAUAGUAGCAGAAAAUAAUGACCCGUAUAAUUUCGAUGAAAAAGAUCCAAUGGAAAGUGGCGCUAUUGAUAGUUCUUUAUGGGAGAUAAAGACUCUCCAAGAUCACUAUUACCCGAACGUAGCAACGCUAGCAAAAAUUUUCGAAGAGCAGUUCACUAAACCGUCUUAUAAUCUCGAAGAUUUCCUUGAUCAUACCUAUACAACGAUAUUCGAAACAGAAAUCAAACGAAGUAUCAAAAAGCUGAAUACUAACAACAGCAAUAAUAGACCUCCAGCUCUUGCUUUUGAAAAACCGAAAUAUUUGUUUCCCUCCUACAAUCAUAGUGUUAAUAAUAAUGAUGAAAUCAACAACGAUGAUAUUUGGAAAAUGUGGGAAUUUUGA
Ambispora gerdemannii is the source of this 1419-nucleotide messenger RNA. NCBI's taxonomy places the organism in Eukaryota, Fungi, Glomeromycota, Glomeromycetes, Archaeosporales, Ambisporaceae. The record is from the annotation of a GenBank genome assembly.